UUAUUACAAAUAAUAUUAUAAAACCACCAACGGAACAUAUAUGCACAAUUGAUGGUACAACAGUUGAACUUCGAAAAUUCGACGAACAAAUUGCUUAUCGUGCUCUUCAUACUCAAGAAACACCAGAUAUGAUCAUUACAAAUUGUUACAAAGGCAUGUCUGAUCCAGCAAUCGCUCGUUUACCAUUGCGUGAUCAUAUAAAACGACGAAUAAGAAUGUUGCGUCAAAAUAAUAAUCCUAUAACAGCAGCAAACGAUUCAAAUUUUGCGUCUGUUCCGAUACCAUUAAGUAAAACUGUGCAUCAAGAUCAGUUUUUGCGCUGUGAUACUGGUCCAGGUGAUGAUAGAAUAUUAAUAUUUGCAAGCACUGAACAACUAGAUAUUCUACAAUCCACAGACGAAUUUCUUGUCGAUGGCACAUUCAAAGUAGUCCCUGAAAUAUUCUACCAAUUAUAUAUUAUUCAUGGAGUGUAUCCGGAUCAUGUGGUACCCCUGAUUUAUGCAUUAUUACGUCGAAAAAAUGCAGAAACGUACCAACGUUUAAUUAAUCAAAUAAUUGAGUUCGCGCCACAUUGGUUUCCUCGUUCAAUUAUGCUCGAUUUUGAGCAAGCAUCGGCAUUGGCGUUUCUGGAGCCGAGUCGUGUGAUUAAUGGAUUUGAUGAUUUAUCAAUGGACCUUGGUGACGAUUAUCAAGAAAUACUGGAUUAUUUUGAAGAAACAUAUAUUGGGAGACUGCGACCAAAUCAUACGAGAAGAAGACCAAUGUUUUGUAUUGACUUUUGGAAUAUGUACAACAGGACCACUCAAUCAUCCAUGAGAACAAAUAAUACGGCUGAAGCUUAUCAUCGUCGAAUUGGAUCAGUGUUCCAAUGUAGUCAUCCAACAUUAUGGGUAUUUUUGCAAAAACUAAUCGAUGAAGAAAAUGCUACUCAUGCUGAUAUACUACAAAUAAAUGCUGGACAACC
Molecule: messenger RNA, 964 nt
Organism: Didymodactylos carnosus
Lineage: Eukaryota; Metazoa; Rotifera; Eurotatoria; Philodinida; Philodinidae
Source: the annotation of a GenBank genome assembly